AUGUUUCGCGCACGCAUUCGAGGUGUAGGCUCCCUCCUCUUCCUCGGCCUUCUUCGCCCCUUUCUCGUACACGGUCAGGACUUUGAUAUUCCUCCCACUUGGCAUAAGCCAAAUUCAACCAUACCGCGCUCCGAGCGCCUUGCAAGGGCUCAAGCCGCGGUCGAGUCUUUGGUACCAAGCUUCGAUGCCUCAAAUGGCACCGUCCCUCCCCUUAACGUUUGGGUAUCGGCCAAUCUUCUGGCGAGCAUUGCGCACCUCGACUACCUUUCAGAAUCCCAAGAUUACCAUGAUCUUGUCAAGAGCAAUAUGGCCGCGUUCCAGAACUCUAAUCGUGCAUUUAUGGAAGUUCCGAAAAAUUCCACCAGGGAUCCCAUUAUGUGGGGCUUGGCGGCAUUCUAUGGCUCCCGCGCAUACAACGAUACAGAUUUGCUGGCGAUUGCGCAAGGUCUCUGGAACACGGUGCAGCAAUUCGUUGUGUCCGCUCAAGAUGCAGCGGCGGGGACGCAGCAUUCUAGAAACGGGACUUUCACGUCGCACUGUAUAGCGAAUUCUAACGAAACGCCCGCCGGAGCCGUAUUCUGGUUGACGACAUCAACGGAUUUCAGAACACUCGGAGAGUCUGUCUCAGCAUACGUAGCAUUAUCUGCACACCUCUGGAAGGCGACAGGAAACAUGACUUAUCUCAUGUCCGCCAAUCAGUCCGCUCUGUUUAUGUAUACGUACAUGUGGGCGGGAGGUUCGAGCUCGCAUCCAGACCUUUUUUGGGACGGAUGGGACCUUCAACAGUGCCAGGUGCCUUCCGACCCGAUCGGAUUUUACUCGUAUGAUCAGGGUUUCAUCAUGGAGGCUCUAACAGUUCUCGGCAAUGCGCCGCUACCAAACAACGCGUUUUGGACGUCCCUCUUACAAACACUCGUCGCUUCUACCAUACCCUAUUACCAGUGGACCAGCGAUACAGGCGUCAUGAACGAGACUUCCAACAUAAAUUUUAACGAUAACGAGAUGCAGCUGAUCUACAAAGAUGUUUUCAUCCGCGCUCUCUGGGAGAUCUGGUCGCAGACCAAUGCAACGGAGCCCAUGGCCAUGUACAUACAAGCGUUCAUCAUGGUCCAAUAUAAUGCAUUACUUGAGCUUGCUGGCGACGGGGACGUGUACUCCCCACUCUGGACCAGCGAUGUGAAUAUCCCCCUGCCGAAAGCCUGGGGCCAAUUGGAGGCGAUGGCAGUACUCAAUACGGCUGUAGCUUUGCCUCCAACGUCAAACUCCUCUUCAAGUCCGCCCUCAGGUGUAACCAGUUCACCCCCGAGCCCGAGCACAGGUAUCCCAUCGCCCUCCUCCUUGUCCGGAGGUGCGAUUGCCGGCAUCGUGCGGCGCUCAAGACGUGAGGUGUCGGCAGCGUCCAAUGCCCGACAUCCCGAGAACGAUGAUAUGACGGUCAUUAAUCCCUUCAGGCUGUCGGGACCGCGGCCGAUGCCGACCGACGGCACGAGGUCUUCUAAUGCUCAUGGUGAUCUUCCUGCGAGAAAAGAUAGGCCAGGUUAUGGACUGGCUGAAGUCGCAGAGCCUUCUCAGCCAUCACAUUCGACGCCACUGCCGGCUGACAUUUCCACGGAGACGGCGCCACUCGAAGAGCUCAGCGAGACGAGCAUUACGCGCCUAGUAAAUCAGCUCAUGAGACGGAUUCAGGCGCAGGAGAACCCCCCUGCGGUGUCGGCGGAUGUGAAACCCGUAUCGCUCGCUGAGGCGCAUCUCGUGCCGAUACACCCAUUGUUACCCGUGGAUGCGCCGCCACCGGCCUCUUCAGCUGAAGUGCUCGUCUCGUUCGAGUCACUGCCUGAGGAUGGCGCAUUCGACACUCAAUCCAACGAUAGCGCGUCAAUGGAGCGCAUCAUCGGGCGCAUCUUCGCGUGGACAUGUACUACGCGCUAUCUCACAUCUCGCCUACCACAGAUCUGGAAGAACUACGUGAGGAAAUCCGUUGAGGGGCUAUCCGUAUUCCUCUUCAUCUUCGCUUUCCUCGGCAACUUCUUCUACGUCUUAUCUAUCCUCACCGCGCCCAACAUGUCCCUUCCACCUCCCGAAGCAGCCGCUUAUCUCAAGGAGAGCAUACCGUACUUAUUGGGUAGUGGUGGCACGCUCAUGUUCGAUGUCACCAUUGUCUGCCAGACGAUGCUGUAUCGCCCAAAAGCGGCCAUACAGGCGCGCCGUAGUUCGCUCAGUGGAGGCGUUGAUGAGCGCGAGUGCGGACAUCGACGUCGCUACACCGAGGCGGCAGGUCGUUGGCGCGGAUGGCGCUUGAGGGUAUAG
Molecule: messenger RNA, 2307 nt
Organism: Peniophora sp. CBMAI 1063
Lineage: Eukaryota; Fungi; Basidiomycota; Agaricomycetes; Russulales; Peniophoraceae
Source: the annotation of a GenBank genome assembly